This is a messenger RNA of Cornus florida, 294 nucleotides long. Its product is annotated as glycine-rich cell wall structural protein 1.0-like. The transcript has 2 exons. The coding region runs from base 1 to 294 and encodes 97 amino acids. Lineage: Eukaryota; Viridiplantae; Streptophyta; Magnoliopsida; Cornales; Cornaceae. The record is from RefSeq and is a predicted model, not a curated record.
AUGGAAGGAGGUGGAGGUGGUGGUGACGGAAGGAGGUGGUGCAAGUCGGUGGUAGAAGGUAGUAGAGGUAGUGGUGGUAUAAUGGUAGUUGGAGGCAACUACGGUGGUGGUGGUGGCAGUGGCGGUGAUGGUGAAGGCGUCAACAAUGGUGGUGGUGGCAAUGACAAUGGUAGUGAUGGUGGCCACAGUGAAGGUGGCGGCGAUGUGUUGGUGAAGGUGGCAAUAAUGGUGGCGGUGGUAGCGAUGUUAGUGGAAUGCAAUAGAGGUGGUGGUGAUGGUGGAAGUUGGCAGUAG